This is a messenger RNA of Penicillium olsonii, 783 nucleotides long. The record is from the annotation of a GenBank genome assembly. NCBI's taxonomy places the organism in Eukaryota, Fungi, Ascomycota, Eurotiomycetes, Eurotiales, Aspergillaceae.
AUGUCUGACAAUACUAUCACCGUCACUUUAACCCAGAUCGCUAAGAUGAUCGACCACUCUCUCCUUCACCCCACGAUGACCGACUCCGCCAUUCUUGCUGGUCUCCAGAUUUGCAAAGAAAGCAAUGUUGCCACGGCCUGCGUCAAGCCCUAUCUCAUUCCUCUCGCCAAGAAGGAGCUCGCUGGCUCCGACGUGAAGGUCUGCCCCGUGAUCGGAUUUCCCCACGGAAACAGCACCACCGAAAUCAAGGUCGCCGAAGCCAUCGCUGCCACCGAAGCCGGCGGUGCCGAAAUCGAUAUGGUGAUCAACAUUGGCAAGGCUCUUGGCGGCGACUGGGACUAUGUCUCCCAUGAGAUCGAUGUCAUCAAUCGCGCCGUCGUCAGCCGAGGUGCCAUUCUCAAGGUCAUCUUCGAGAAUGAUUACCUCCAAUCCGAUGAAAUCAUUCAACUUUGCAAGAUCUGCACCAGCCUCGGAGUCGCAUUUGUCAAGACCUCAACUGGCUACGGCUUUGUGAAGCAGAACGACGGCUCCUACAACUACCUCGGAGCUACGGUCAAGGACCUCAAGCUUAUGCGCGAGCACUCCGGCCCCAGUGUGCAAGUCAAGGCUGCAGGUGGUGUUCGCACCCUCGAUGAUCUGCUGCAUGUCAUGAGCUUGGGUGUCACUCGGAUUGGCGCAACAGCGACCACCGCAAUCCUCGAUGCUGCGAAGGCUCGCGGCAUCGGUGAAGAGCCAGUGACUGUUUCUUUCAAGCCAAUGGUUGAACAGGCUGGCGGCUAUUAG